Molecule: messenger RNA, 9891 nt
Organism: Rattus rattus (black rat)
Lineage: Eukaryota; Metazoa; Chordata; Mammalia; Rodentia; Muridae
Gene: Piezo2
Product: piezo type mechanosensitive ion channel component 2
Exons: 56
Coding region: 1-8601 (2866 amino acids)
Biological process (GO): detection of mechanical stimulus; cellular response to mechanical stimulus; regulation of membrane potential
Cellular component (GO): plasma membrane
Molecular function (GO): mechanosensitive monoatomic ion channel activity; monoatomic cation channel activity
Source: RefSeq, a predicted model, not a curated record
AUGGCUUCGGAAGUGGUGUGCGGGCUGAUCUUCAGGCUGCUGCUCCCCAUCUGCCUGGCAGUAGCUUGUGCAUUCCGGUACAAUGGGCUCUCCUUUGUCUACCUUAUCUACCUCUUGCUCAUUCCUCUGUUCUCAGAACCAACCAAAGCGACGAUGCAAGGACACACAGGGCGGUUGCUACAGUCCCUGUGCAUCACCAGCCUCUCAUUUCUGCUCCUUCACAUCAUUUUCCACAUCACACUGGCCAGCCUGGAAGCUCAGCACCGCAUCGCACCCGCUUACAACUGCUCAACUUGGGAAAAGACCUUCCGGCAGAUUGGCUUCGAAAGCUUGAAGGGAGCUGAUGCUGGCAAUGGCAUCAGGGUGUUUGUGCCUGAUAUCGGGAUGUUCAUUGCGAGCCUGACCAUCUGGCUGGUCUGCAGAACCAUUGUUAAGAAACCAGACACGGAAGAAGUAGCCCAAUUUAAUUCCGAGUGCGAAAAUGAAGAAUUGGCUGGAGGAGAAAAGAUGGACUCAGAAGAAGCACUGAUUUAUGAGGAGGACUUAGAUGGGGAAGAAGGCAUGGAAGGCGAGCUGGAAGAAAGCACAAAGUUAAAAAUAUUUCGCAGGCUCGCCUCCGUCGCUUCCAAGCUUAAGGAGUUCAUCGGCAAUAUGAUAACCACGGCGGGCAAGGUGGUGGUGACCAUCCUGUUGGGCUCGUCCGGCAUGAUGCUGCCAUCUUUGACCUCAGCUGUGUACUUCUUUGUAUUUCUGGGUCUGUGCACCUGGUGGUCCUGGUGCCGAACUUUUGACCCACUGCUGUUUGGCUGCCUCUGUGUCCUGCUGGCAAUCUUCACUGCUGGGCACCUGAUUGGACUUUAUCUGUACCAGUUUCAGUUCUUCCAAGAAGCAGUCCCACCCAAUGACUACUAUGCAAGGUUGUUUGGAAUCAAAUCCGUUAUUCAAACAGACUGCUCCAGCACCUGGAAGAUCAUAGUAAACCCAGACCUGUCCUGGUAUCACCAUGCCAACCCCAUCCUCCUGCUGGUGAUGUACUACACGCUGGCCACGCUGAUCCGCAUUUGGUUGCAAGAGCCUCUUGUGCCGGAGGAGAUGUCGAAGGAAGAGGAGGGUGCACUGGAUGGCUGCUCCAAUCAGAACACAGCAGAGAGGAGGCGGAGCCUGUGGUAUGCAACCCAGUACCCAACAGAUGAGAGAAAACUUUUAUCCAUGACCCAAGAUGACUACAAACCAUCUGAUGGCCUGCUGGUGACCGUGAACGGCAACCCUGUGGACUACCACACCAUCCACCCAAGUCUGCCCAUAGAGAAUGGCCCCGCCAAGACAGACCUAUACACUACUCCCCAGUACCGGUGGGAGCCCUCAGAGGAGUCCUCAGAAAAGAAAGAGGAGGAAGAGGACAAGAGAGAAGACUCAGAAGGGGAAGAGAGCCAAGAGGAAAAACGGAGUGUGAGAAUUCACGCCAUGGUCGCCGUGUUCCAGUUCAUCAUGAAGCAGAGUUACAUCUGUGCCCUCAUCGCCAUGAUGGCAUGGAGCAUCACCUACCACAGCUGGCUGACCUUCGUGCUGUUGAUCUGGUCGUGCACUCUCUGGAUGAUUCGCAACAGGAGGAAGUACGCCAUGAUCAGCUCUCCAUUCAUGGUUGUCUAUGCCAAUCUGCUGCUGGUAUUGCAGUACAUAUGGAGCUUUGAACUUCCGGAAAUCAAGAAAGUCCCUGGAUUUCUAGAAAAGAAAGAUCCGGGAGAGCUUGCCUCAAAGAUCCUCUUCACCAUCACAUUUUGGCUGCUCCUGAGGCAGCAUCUCACAGAGCAGAAGGCCCUUCAGGAAAAGGAAGCGCUUCUGUCUGAAGUCAAAAUUGGAAGUCAAGAACUUGGCGAGAAGGAUGAGGAACUCCAAGAUAUACAAGUGGAAGGAGAGCCCAUAGAGAAGGAAGAAGAGGAGGAGGAAAUAAAGGAAGACAGACAUGAGGUAAAGAAGGAAGAGGAAGAGGAAGUGGAAGACGACGAUGACCAGGACAUCAUGAAAGUUCUGGGCAAUCUGGUGGUGGCCCUCUUCAUCAAGUAUUGGAUCUACGUCUGUGGGGGCAUGUUCUUUUUUGUCAGCUUUGAGGGGAAAAUCGUCAUGUACAAAAUCAUCUACAUGGUGCUGUUCCUGUUCUGUGUGGCCUUGUACCAGGUACACUACGAGUGGUGGAGGAAGAUCCUGAAAUACUUCUGGAUGUCGGUGGUCAUUUACACCAUGCUGGUGCUCAUCUUCAUCUACACUUACCAGUUUGAGAACUUCCCAGGCCUGUGGCAAAACAUGACCGGGUUAAAGAAAGAGAAGCUUGAGGAUCUGGGCCUGAAGCAGUUCACUGUGGCCGAACUGUUCACACGGAUAUUCAUCCCCACCUCCUUUCUGCUGGUCUGCAUCCUGCACCUCCACUAUUUCCAUGACCGGUUCCUGGAACUCACAGACCUCAAGUCCAUCCCCAGCAAAGAAGACAACACCAUCUACAGCCAUGCCAAGGUCAAUGGUCGCGUGUACCUAAUAAUAAAUAGCAUCAAGAAAAAAUUACCAAUCCACCAGAAUGAGUUAGCCCACCCUGAAGGAAGCCUCCCAGACCUAGCCAUUAUGAACAUGACGGCCAGCCUCGAUAAGCCUGAGAGGCAGAAGUUGGCAGAGCCUGGGGAGGAGAGGACAGAAGAAUGUGCCAAGAAGGCAGAGAAGGGUGAGGCUGGGAAAGACAGUGAUGAGUCUGAGGAGGAGGAAGAUGAGGAAGAGGAAUCCGAGGAGGAAGAAUCCUCAGAUCUCAGGAACAAGUGGCACCUCGUGAUUGACCGGCUCACUGUGCUCUUUCUAAAGUUCCUGGAGUAUUUCCACAAGUUGCAGGUGUUUAUGUGGUGGAUCUUGGAGCUGCACAUCAUCAAAAUCGUCUCAUCGUACAUUAUCUGGGUGACUGUCAAAGAGGUGUCUCUGUUCAACUAUGUAUUUUUGAUUUCUUGGGCAUUUGCUCUGCCAUAUGCCAAACUCCGCCGUGUGGCUUCCAGUGUCUGCACUGUCUGGACGUGUGUGAUCAUCGUCUGCAAAAUGUUGUACCAGCUGCAAACCAUUAAGCCUGAGAACUUUUCUGUCAACUGCUCCUUGCCCAAUGAAAAUCAAACCAACAUACCCCUUAAUGAGUUGAACAAGUCUCUUCUCUACAGUGCCCCUGUUGAUCCCACUGAGUGGGUUGGCCUGAGGAAGUCCUCCCCUUUACUCGUCUACCUGAGGAACAACCUCCUGAUGUUGGCGAUUUUGGCCUUCGAAGUCACUGUUUACCGACAUCAGGAGUACUAUCGAGGCCGAAACAACCUAACUGCUCCGGUGUCUAAAACUAUCUUUCAUGACAUCACAAGGUUACAUCUAGAUGAUGGGCUUAUCAAUUGUGCCAAAUAUUUUGUAAACUACUUCUUCUACAAGUUUGGCCUAGAGACCUGUUUCCUAAUGUCAGUGAAUGUAAUUGGACAGCGAAUGGACUUCUACGCCAUGAUUCAUGCCUGUUGGCUGAUCGGUGUCUUGUAUCGACGCAGAAGAAAAGCCAUUGCUGAGGUCUGGCCCAAGUACUGCUGCUUCCUGGCUUGCAUCAUCACCUUCCAGUAUUUUGUCUGCAUAGGCAUCCCUCCUGCCCCCUGCCGAGAUUACCCAUGGAGAUUCAAGGGUGCCAACUUCAAUGACAACAUCAUCAAGUGGCUGUACUUCCCAGAUUUCAUCGUGCGGCCCAACCCUGUGUUUCUUGUCUAUGACUUCAUGCUGCUCCUGUGUGCUUCCUUACAACGACAGAUUUUUGAGGACGAAAACAAGGCAGCUGUGCGCAUCAUGGCCGGGGACAAUGUCGAGAUUUGCAUGAACCUUGACGCGGCCUCAUUCAGCCAGCAUAACCCUGUACCAGAUUUCAUUCACUGCAGAUCUUACUUGGACAUGUCCAAAGUGAUCAUCUUCAGCUACCUCUUCUGGUUCGUCCUCACCAUCAUCUUCAUUACCGGAACGACCAGGAUCAGCAUAUUUUGCAUGGGUUACCUGGUGGCCUGUUUCUAUUUCCUGCUCUUUGGAGGUGAUCUGCUCCUGAAACCCAUCAAGAGCAUCCUUCGCUACUGGGACUGGCUGAUUGCGUACAACGUGUUUGUGAUCACCAUGAAAAACAUACUGUCAAUAGGAGCCUGUGGAUACAUCGGCGCCCUGGUGAGAAACAGCUGCUGGCUGAUCCAAGCGUUCAGCCUGGCCUGCACGGUGAAAGGCUAUAAAAUGCCUGAAGAUGACUCCAGAUGCAAGCUGCCCAGUGGGGAGGCAGGGAUCAUCUGGGACAGCAUCUGCUUUGCGUUUCUCCUGCUACAGAGGAGAGUCUUCAUGAGUUACUAUUUCCUGCACGUCGUGGCUGAUAUUAAAGCGUCCCAGAUCCUGGCAUCCAGAGGGGCCGAACUUUUCCAGGCUACAAUUGUGAAAGCUGUAAAGGCAAGAAUUGAAGAAGAGAAAAAAUCCAUGGACCAGCUGAAGAGACAGAUGGAUCGCAUCAAAGCCCGGCAGCAAAAGUACAAAAAGGGUAAGGAGAGGAUGCUGAGCUUGACCCAGGAGUCAGGGGAAGGCCAGGACAUCCAGAAAGUCUCAGAAGAAGACGAUGAAAGAGAAGCAGACAAACAGAAAGCCAAGGGCAAAAAAAAGCAGUGGUGGCGGCCUUGGGUUGAUCAUGCUUCCAUGGUCAGAAGUGGAGAUUAUUAUUUGUUUGAAACGGAUAGUGAAGAAGAGGAAGAAGAGGAAGUUAAAAAGGAGGAUGAAGAACCACCACGGAAGUCCGCAUUCCAGAGAGCUAUUGGGAAGUUUGCCUCAGCCAUUUUAGCCUUGCCAAAGUCUAUCAUUAAACUUCCCAAAACUAUUCUUCAGUAUUUAAUCAGAGCUGCAAAGUUCGUCUACCAAGCCUGGAUUACCGAUCCUAAAACAGCACUCCGACAGAGGAGGAAAGAGAAGAAGAAAAUGGCCAGAGAAGAGCAGAAGGGAAGACGCAAAGGAUCUGGGGAGGGUCCAGUGGAAUGGGAAGACAGAGAAGAUGAACCAAUCAAAAAGAAAUCUGAUGGUCCAGAUAAUAUCAUCAAGAGGAUAUUUAAUAUCCUGAAGUUCACCUGGGUCCUGUUCCUGGCCACGGUGGACAGUUUCACUACUUGGCUCAACUCCAUCUCAAGGGAGCAUAUCGACAUAUCCACAGUUCUGCGGAUUGAAAGAUGCAUGCUGACCCGAGAGAUAAAGAAGGGCAACGUUCCGACACGGGAAAGCAUCCACAUGUACUACCAGAACCACAUGAUGAACCUUUCCAGAGAAUCCGGACUGGACACAAUCGACGAGCACUCUGGCGCUGGUUCCAGGGCCCAGGCAGCACACAGGAUGGAUAGCUUAGAUUCCCAUGACAGUAUCUCCAGCUGUUACACUGAAGCAACCCUGCUGAUCUCAAGGCAGUCCACCCUUGAUGAUUUAGAUGGACAAGACCCUGUUCCUAAAACAAGCGAGCGUGCUCGGCCUAGGCUCCGUAAAGUGUUCAGCAUGGACAUGUCCUCCUCAUCAGCUGACAGUGGCAGUGUAGCAUCAAGCGAGCCCACACAGUGCACCAUGCUGUAUUCACGCCAAGGAACUACGGAAACCAUUGAGGAGGUAGAGGCUGAAGCUGAGGAGGAGGUGGUAGAGAGUCUGGAGCCUGAGCUCCAUGAUGCCGAAGAGAAGGAAUAUGCAGCUGACUAUGAAGCGGGGGUAGAGGAGGUCAGCCUCACUCCAGAUGAGGAGUUGCCUCAGUUCUCAACAGAUGACGGUGAUGUGGAGGCCCCACCCUCCUACAGCAAGGCUGUCAGCUUUGAGCACCUCUCGUUUGCAUCACAAGAUGACUCCGGGGGCAAGAACCACAUGGUGGUCAGCCCUGAUGACAGCCGCACAGACAAGCUGGAGUCCAGUAUCUUACCACCCCUGACUCACGAGCUGACAGCCAGCGAUCUGCUCAUGAGCAAGAUGUUCCGUGAUGAUGAGCUUGAAGAAUCUGAGAAAUUCUACGUGGACCAGCCCCGGUUCUUGCUGCUAUUCUAUGCCAUGUAUAACACUCUGGUAGCCCGCUCGGAAAUGGUGUGCUAUUUCGUGAUCAUCCUGAACCACAUGAUCUCUGCCUCCAUCAUUACCCUUCUGUUGCCCAUCCUGAUCUUCCUCUGGGCCAUGCUGUCCGUCCCCAGGCCCAGCCGGCGCUUCUGGAUGAUGGCCAUCGUCUACACUGAGGUGGCGAUUGUAGUGAAAUAUUUCUUCCAGUUUGGCUUCUUUCCUUGGAAUAAGGACUUGGAACUUUACAAGGACAGGCCCUACUUUCCACCAAACAUCAUAGGGGUGGAGAAGAAAGAGGGCUACGUUCUUUACGACCUCAUUCAGCUGCUGGCUCUGUUCUUCCAUCGCUCCAUUCUGAAGUGUCAUGGCCUAUGGGACGAGGAUGACAUUGUAGACAGUAACACAGACAAGGAAGGAUCUGAUGAUGAGCUGUCCCUCGAUCAGGGCAGAAGAGGCUCCUCAGAGUCACUGAAGUCCAUCAACUUGGCUGCCUCUGUAGAGUCUGUCCAUGUGACCUUCCCAGAGCAGCCAGCAGCCAUCCGGAGAAAACGCUCCUGCAGCAGCUCCCAGAUCUCCCCACGGUCCAGCUUCUCUUCAAAUAGGUCCAAAAGAGGUAGCACAAGCACCCGAAACAGCAGCCAAAAAGGAAGCAGUGUUCUGAGCAUUAAACAGAAAAGCAAAAGAGAACUUUACAUGGAAAAGCUUCAAGAACAUUUAAUCAAAGCAAAGGCCUUUACCAUAAAGAAAACUCUACAAAUCUAUGUACCCAUUCGGCAAUUCUUCUAUGACCUCAUCCACCCAGACUACAGUGCUGUGACUGACGUGUAUGUGCUGAUGUUCCUGGCCGACACCGUGGACUUCAUCAUCAUCGUCUUUGGCUUCUGGGCUUUUGGGAAACACUCGGCAGCUGCAGAUAUCACCUCUUCCCUAUCAGAAGACCAGGUCCCCGGGCCGUUCCUGGUGAUGGUUCUCAUUCAGUUUGGAACCAUGGUGGUGGACCGUGCACUCUACCUCAGGAAGACUGUGCUUGGCAAGGUCAUUUUCCAGGUCAUUCUCGUGUUUGGAAUUCACUUCUGGAUGUUCUUCAUCUUACCCAGUGUGACUGAGAGGAAAUUCAGCCAGAACCUGGUGGCGCAGCUCUGGUACUUCGUGAAAUGUGUGUACUUUGGGUUGUCUGCCUACCAAAUCCGCUGUGGCUACCCAACACGCGUGCUCGGAAACUUCCUCACGAAGAGCUACAAUUACGUCAACCUCUUCUUGUUUCAAGGGUUCCGUCUGGUCCCAUUUCUGACUGAGCUGCGGGCUGUGAUGGACUGGGUGUGGACAGAUACAACCUUGAGCCUCUCCAGCUGGAUUUGUGUGGAGGACAUUUACGCACACAUUUUCAUCUUAAAGUGCUGGCGAGAGUCGGAAAAGAGAUACCCUCAACCCAGGGGCCAGAAGAAGAAGAAAGCUGUGAAGUACGGCAUGGGCGGAAUGAUCAUUGUCCUGCUCAUCUGUAUCGUCUGGUUUCCUCUGCUCUUCAUGUCUUUGAUCAAGUCUGUCGCAGGGGUUAUUAACCAACCCCUGGAUGUGUCCGUCACAAUAACCCUGGGAGGCUAUCAGCCUAUCUUCACAAUGAGUGCCCAGCAAAGCCAGCUGAAAGUUAUGGAUGGUACAAAGUAUAACGAAUUCAUAAAGUCUUUCGGCCCCAACAGUGGCGCUAUGCAAUUUCUGGAGAAUUAUGAAAGGCAAGACAUAACAGUAGCGGAACUGGAAGGGAAUUCGAAUUCUUUGUGGACCAUCAGCCCUCCCAGUAAGCAGAAAAUGAUACAGGAGCUCACCGACCCCAAUAGUUGCUUCUCUGUUGUUUUUUCAUGGAGUAUCCAGAGAAACAUGACUCUGGGUGCAAAGGCUGAAAUAGCAACGGACAAGCUUUCUUUUCCUCUCACGGAUGCGACACGAAGUAGCAUAGCCAAAAUGAUUGCUGGCAAUGACACAGAAAGUUCAAACACACCAGUGACAAUAGAAAAGAUCUACCCGUACUACGUGAAGGCACCCAGUGACUCAAAUUCAAAGCCUAUAAAACAGCUUCUGUCUGAAAACAAUUUCAUGAAUAUCACCAUCAUUUUGUUCAGAGACAAUGUCACAAAGUCCAAUAGUGAGUGGUGGGUUCUCAACCUGACUGGAAGUAGGAUAUUCAAUCAGGGAUCCCAAGCCUUGGAGCUGGUGGUCUUCAAUGACAAAGUCAGCCCCCCAAGUCUGGGCUUCUUGGCUGGCUAUGGCAUCAUGGGAUUGUAUGCAUCCGUUGUCCUUGUAAUUGGGAAGUUUGUUCGCGAAUUCUUCAGUGGGAUCUCUCACUCUAUCAUGUUUGAAGAGCUUCCAAAUGUGGACAGAAUUUUGAAGUUAUGCACAGAUAUAUUUCUUGUACGGGAGACAGGGGAACUGGAGCUGGAGGAAGACCUCUAUGCCAAAUUGAUAUUCCUGUACAGGUCGCCAGAAACCAUGAUCAAGUGGACUAGAGAAAAAACAAACUGAUCCCUAAGACCAGGACUGCAAAUAAAGCUAACAUUCGAAUCUUUUUUCUUUUAAGAAAAGCACAAUACUCUAAGAGCUAAGCAGUUCUAGUCUGGCAGCAACCAUUCUCUUCUGAUGAGUGGCUGAAAGAAGUUCAUUUUCUUGUUCCCAAAAGCCACCUCAUACAAGAAGGCGCUGUUGAAGUUCUCCGUACUCCCAUUUCUCUAAAAUCAGGGCUCAUUGCUUUAGAGGUUUUUUUUUUUCCGGUCAAGAGUGUCUUGCCUUCUUAUCAGUUAUAUGAAAGGUUCAUGUAGGGUCCCUUCCCUUGGAGAAAGGCACCUUUGUCUAACUCUCUAGGGACCUCACCUUUCCUGGCGUCAUAGUCAAAGUGCACCACACAGCUCUUCUCCCCGCCGGGGAAACUGCUGAGCAGAGACCCCCGUGAGCCCUCAGCACACUCCAGAUGUGCAGCAGCAAUAGGAGGCAGCAGUACUGCCCGAGUUUCAAGAGGAAAGAGGGGACCCCCAAACCCAGAAGAUGUGGCUGGAAGGACAAGCCUCAUUCUAAGCAAAAAGAUAGCAUAAGCGAUACUCCUACUGCCUUAUCUCAACUGAAGACUGGUGAGAAAUCUUUCUAUUGAACACCAGUGACUUCUCAGGAAAAAAAAAAAAACACUCAGCAAAGCAACACCGUGGACUCCUGCUUUUGAGGUCGGGUGGUAACCACCCUCAGGUAGCGGUGACCAUUCUGCUAAAGACGGCUCCAGAUGCAACAGAAACAGAAGGACAGCAGUGGUCAGCUCAGCCUGACAGGAACACCUCGGCUUUAUGACCCCAGUGACUGAGGCCACAGGGCUCUUCUGCCUCUCCCCACCCUCCUCCCCACCUCUCCUCAUGCCCUCACAUGCUUCCUCCCAUGUCCAUGAUUUAAGGCAGUGGUUUUUCCAGUGUGUGACAUUUCCCUUGCAGUUUUUCAGGCAUAUCAAAGAGUUUACAUAUUCCAAUUCACAUUUUUACAUCUAAGACGGGUUUUUUAAGUUCAUAAUUAUGGAAGAAAUAUGUAUAUUGAGCUUGGGGGAAACAAGAUCAUGAUGGCCUUUUCUUAAAUUAUUAUCAUUGGGAACACAACCUCUUCAUAAAAUAGCAUUGUAGCAUGAAAAUUGAUGAUUGAAAUGUACUUUUCAUUCAAUACUAAAAAAAAAAAAUACUGUUUCUGAGAAGAACCAUUGAAUGGGCUAGAAUAUGUCAAAAAUCACUCCUGUGUACUCUGGGUUCAGGACUGACGUAAAAUAAAGCACAUCUUGCAAAGUCA